Molecule: messenger RNA, 1590 nt
Organism: Arachis ipaensis
Lineage: Eukaryota; Viridiplantae; Streptophyta; Magnoliopsida; Fabales; Fabaceae
Source: RefSeq, a predicted model, not a curated record
UAAGAAGUGGCACACACUGCACAAACGAAAAGAGCAAUAGGGCAUGGAGAAGAAGAGCAUUCAUGACAUCCUCCCUGUUGAGUUCAUUCACAGAAUUUUCCUGAGGGUACCGGCUAAACAUCUCACCCGCCUCAGGUGCGUUUCGAAACUAUGGUACUCUCUCAUUUCCGAUCCACACUUUGCUGAAAUGCAUUUUCACCACUCUCCGGCUUCCACCAACGCAUACUUCUUCAUAGAAAAAGGCAUUGUGACUUACUUGGUUGACUUAGAGGCACUAUUUAGUGACAACAAUGAUGCAUUACAAGUAAGAAAGGUGUCUCCCCCUUUGAAGAUGAAAUCACCACCUCAUUUUGAGGUCCUGGGAUCCUGCAGAGGCUUUGUUCUCUUACAUCAACACCCAAGAUUUCUUGUGGUAUGGAACCCACUGACCGGAUCCAGCAAAUUGAUAACUUACUCUCAUAUUGAUUCUUGUAUGCACAAGAACAAGAACUGGCUUCCCUACAAGUUGUGUGUGCAUGGAUUUGGUUAUGAUGCAGGAUGACUACUUGAUUGUUGUAGCUUGCCAUGAUAAGCACGACGAAAUUCACUUUAAUUGCUUGUCCUUGAGAACCAAUUCAUUUAUUUAUCAUGAUGCUGGAUCCCUCAAACACUUGCGUUUUGAUUCCCGGCUUUCUUGUCGGUUGUUUUUGAAUGGCGCUAUUCAUUGGGUGUCUUUCAAUCUUAAAGAUUACAGGUAUGCUAUUAUUAUCUUUGAUCUCAAGGAAAGGACUUUCUCAAUGUUGUCUGUCCCGGAACAACUGGUAUCGAUUUCAUACUCCGAUCCAGGUCUCGCCUUACUAGGAGGUUGCCUAGCCUUUUAUUAUCGGAAUGAUGAUUACUGUAACACUGACAUAUGGGUAAUGAAAGAAUAUAAAGUGCACUCAUCUUGGACUCUCUAUCAGAUUCCUUGCCAAGACUCUCAGCCAUUGUGCUUAUCCAGUAAUGGUGAUAUUAUUGGAAAAGAUUAUGAUAUUGAUAAUAUAGGGUUUUUCAUAUACAAUGUCAGAGGAGACCUGCUCAAGCAUUUUAAAAAUCUUAGUUUUGAAGCCGCCACUGUCUAUACAGAGAGUCUCUUACCGCUCCCUAGUGACAUUAAGGAUAAGGAUAAUCGGCCUUCAGGAAUGGUUUGAACAGCUUGAUGUUGCUAAAGGCUAGCAUCAAGAAGGAUUCAAAUGAAGAAAGAAUACAAUUGAACAGCUUGACAUGUGGAGAAGAACAUGAAAAGUGCAGAUGAACUUUAAAAUCCAAUAUAUCUUUUGAAUCAAAUCUAAUAGUAAUAUUUCUUAGUUGGUUAUGCAGAACUUUAGUUGUUUUAUUUUGUUGAUUACAUAACUUUUUCUUUUAAUCUUACCCUUUAGCAUGGUUGUUUUUAGAAGUUAUGGUAAACCUAGAAAAAAAGAAUUUACAGUAGAUGAGAUAUGUUGAGUAUUUAAAUUUUCUGCACCCUUUAUAUCAAACCAGUAAUCAACCGUAUUGGUGGCAGAGGGGCUUACUUGAACAUGUUUUAAAAGGAUAUUUACUCCUAUAAAUUGUUUCGCUUGCACUCUGUCU